Uloborus diversus is the source of this 1664-nucleotide messenger RNA. RefSeq names its product GDP-D-glycero-alpha-D-manno-heptose dehydrogenase-like. The record is from RefSeq and is a predicted model, not a curated record. Lineage: Eukaryota; Metazoa; Arthropoda; Arachnida; Araneae; Uloboridae. The coding region runs from base 358 to 1326 and encodes 322 amino acids. The transcript has 5 exons.
CCUCGUGAUAUUCUAUCUUUACAAGUCAUUCUAUUUCAAACGAAAUUUCAUUCCAAAGGUCUUUUUGAUAGUGAGUUAAUCUUGGGUUCUAUAUAUACAGUGUUAUCUGAAGGGAAAAAAACUAGAGUACACUUAUAUAAAGAUCACUUGAAUAGGAAGUUACGUAAUUCUGUGGUAUUUAAGCAUGUGGGGGAAAAAUUUUAUUUCUCAAUGAAAAGUGAAAGUCAGUCUACUUUAUUUGCUAGUUAAAGAAAAUUAUAAAUUCACCAUAUUUUUUAUCCAAAUUAAAUAGCUUUUAUUUCGAAGCAGCGAACGAGAUCCCCUAUAUAUCAGCGGCAAAAGACGAUCAAGCUGAAAAUGCCGAGCAACGGUCACAGUGAAAUUGCAAGAAAUUUUAGCCAUGUUCUAGUGACCGGAGGUGCCGGAUACAUUGGAUCUGUACUUGUUCCUCUUCUGCUGAGAGAAGGUUUGGAAGUUACAGUGUACGAUAAGUUCCGUUUUGGAAUUUCUCCACUUUUAUCUCAUAUACAAGAUGAGAAUCUACAUCUCAUCAAUGGCGACAUCUUGGACCAAGAGAAGUUGCUCGGUGUGAUGAAGAAUGUGGAUGCUGUUGUCCAUCUGGCUGCAAUUGUCGGAUAUCCGGCUUGCGACCAAGACCAGGAACUCGCCAUCAGAGUCAACGAAGACGGCACCCGCAGCGUUGUCUCAUGUCUCAGUCCACAUCAGAAAAUAGUGUAUUCUUCCACCGGUUCUUGUUAUGGCGCUAUUGAAGGGAUUUGUUACGAAGACACUCCGAUUUCUCCGCUGACACUGUACGGCAGAACGAAAGCUGUGGCGGAGAAAACUGUUCUGGACAGCGGAGGGGUGUCAUUGCGGCUGGCAACCCUCUUUGGUGUGUCUCCUCGCAUGAGGUUGGACUUGCUUAUAAAUGACCUCACAAUGAAAGCAUUGACGCAGCGGAGUUUCAGCCUCUACCAAGGAUCUUUCAGGAGGACAUUUCUGCAUGUUAGAGAUGCAGCCAGAGCGUUUCUCUUUGCAUUGGACAAUUAUGACAUAAUGAAAGGUCAUGCCUUCAACGUUGGCGACGAGACGAUGAAUAUGACUAAAGAGCAAGUCGCAAAGAGAAUACAAUCUUAUAUUCCUAGUUGCCAUAUCACCAUGGGCUAUGGAGAAGACAAAGACCAAAGAGACUAUGAUGUAUCUUACAGCAAAAUUCGAAAACUUGGCUUCCGAUCAACUAUUCCAUUGGAUGUGGGCCUUGAAGAACUAGUAGCCAUUUUACCUCAUAUGUCAAAUGAAGAGAUUGCUCUCAGCAAAAAUGUUUAGCACGUUCCAAAGAUUUGUCCCGGCGACUUGUUUUGACAUUACGACUUCUGUUGUUAAAAUCAGACAUAUAAAAAAAAAAAAAAAAAAAAAAAACUUUUUCUAACUCUAAAGAUUAAAGCCAAGUACAUUGAAAGUGUAAAUAAAUAUACAAAUCAGCUAUGAUAAGACAUUUGGUUAGAAGUAGUGCUUAAGAAUCUGAAGUCGAAUCAUUAGCUAUUAAGAUUGUUUUUAUUAUGCAACAUAUAUAUCUUCUUAGACUUUUUUCAUUGUUUUUAGAAUAUUGUUAGUGGUCAUACCAUUUCUGUACGAAUAUGAGACUUGUUUUUAAUCUUUUUAUA